Molecule: messenger RNA, 3577 nt
Organism: Trachymyrmex cornetzi
Lineage: Eukaryota; Metazoa; Arthropoda; Insecta; Hymenoptera; Formicidae
Exons: 14
Coding region: 135-3422 (1095 amino acids)
Biological process (GO): actin cytoskeleton organization; regulation of cell migration
Cellular component (GO): plasma membrane; cytoplasmic vesicle; bicellular tight junction
Source: RefSeq, a predicted model, not a curated record
UUCUCCUAUACGGACAAGUGGAGUGUACUAAUUUAUCGAAAAUAAUCACGGAUACUCAGCUCCGCUCCCAUAAUUUCGCACCGAGUGAACGAGACGUGACAAUAAUCCAUGUAAAUGAGCUGAAUCCCGCGAAAAUGAGCUCGCUACAGCAAGGGAACAGAUUUCUGCCGUUCUCGAACAAUAAUUUACAAAGAAAACAAUUGUCCAUGCAAGGUGGUCUUCCCCAAAGUUUGAGCGGCAGCGAAACUGAUGUUUCUACGUCCAACGAAAAUCUGAGCAACGAAGAGAGAUAUGUCAUAAGGCAUACGGCUCGGCAAGAGCCACAGGGUCAAGAAAAUCAGCAACAGAGUCCCUCCAGAUCUUCCAGUCACAAAGAGAAUAUACCAAAUAUUCAGGGCAACCUACAUAACAGGAAUAGUCUGAAAGACAGUUUAAACGGAUCUAACAGGAACAGUUUAAAGGAGAGCUUGAACGGUUCGAAUCGGAACAGCCUGAAGGACAGCAUUAAUGGAUCCAAUCGGAAUAGUCUGAAGGACAAUUUGAGCAAUCGCACCAGUGGUUCAAAUAGGAGCAGCCUGGACGUCUCAACGAGUUCUUACAACACAUUAAUUAUACAUAACGCUAACGACGAUAACUCAUGGAUUCCAUCUGGAAGAUUAUCGGGCAUAGUAAGAGAACAUGGAGAUGUGGGUUACUUGUACUGCGAUGGAAAGGGCCAUUCCAACAGUCCUACAAUACAGUCCUUGUCCAAUUUGCCGCACGAAGAUUACGUCCACGAUCAAUCAGGUGGAGGUUGCCAAGAAAUUACGGAUAUCCCGGAUGAUUAUCUUAAUCAAUCUCAGGUCUUGAAACAUCUAGCAAAAGAGGUGAAAGUGCCACCGUAUCCUAAUAACAGUGGUAGUUUAGAAAUGAGAUUAGGAGAGAUAAGAAUAAGAGACGGUGACAGGGGAAAGCAGAACGACAGCGAGUACGAAGGCAGGUCGACACCGUGUUACGUACCCCCGUUGUUCAAAAACAAACACAGGCUCUUCGGACCAACGGAAAAGCUGACUGUAUCGCGAUCGCAACCAGAUCUAUCCAGGAUCAAGACGGACAUCGAUAAUUACAAACUUCGGACAAUAUCGCCCCGACCUCAGACCAAAGGACGGGAGGAAUUGGAAAGGGAGACGGGCGAGAUAUGGCCGUCGUCGGAGAUGAUUCAGAUAGUAAUCCAGGAGAACAGCAUGUUGAAACUCGAGCUGGAGCGCUGCUACAACAAAGUUGCCAAGACGCAGAAGCUGGAGCAGGAGAUAGCGAAAGUGCAUCGUGUUCACGAAGAGCUUGCAGCAUCUUGUGAACGACGGGAGAAGCUGGAGCGUGCCGCUCGAAUGAAACUGCAAAACGAAUGCCGCCGUUUGACUGAGCUGAAUCGCGCAUAUAGAGACCAGAUCGACCUGCUAUCCGUGCGCACAGAUAGCCCGCCGAUCGUCGACACAUUGCGGAAGGAAUUGUCGCAACGCGAGCUACUCAUUGGACAACUCCUUUCUCAAAACAAAGAAUUGACUAAUGCGAAAGAAAGGCAGGAAAUUGAACUAACGGCCCAGCGGGCCACUUUGCAGGAACAACGUACGCAUAUCGACAUUCUGGAUACCGCCCUAACGAACGCACAAGGCAAUGUUGUGCGGCUUGAAGAAGAAUGUCGAAAGAAACAAAUGUAUGUGGAGAGAGUGGGCCAACUUCAGCGGGCCUUGUCUUCGCUUCAAGCGUCUAGCGAUAGACGAGAAGAGACCGAGAGACAACUGAGAGGUCAGCUGGAAAAGGAGUUGCGCGAAGGUGGCGGUGGUGGUAACUGCAACGAGCAGACAUCGAGCGGUGAAACGAUCGCGGAUCUGAAACGACGAUUACGUGAAAGGGACGAGAAGAUCAUGUCACUCGAAGGCGACGUUGCAAAGUGGGAACAACGCUACCUCGAGGAAAGCGCGCUGAGACAAGCAGCUAUCGAUGCUGCCAGUUUACCAAAAGACGCAAAGAUCGCUGCUCUGGAAAAGACCAGUCAGGACGCAGAAAAAUUAAUCGCCGAGGCUCGUUCGGAGAAGAUGAAACACAUGGACGAAGUACAUGCCGCGCAAAAGAAAUUGGCCGAUCUCGAAUCUAGAAUGAAGGAUCUGGAGUCCAAGUUAGCCGAGAGAGACGCUAUGAUCAAGGUGCUGCAAAAGCACACGUACGACAAAGCGGACAGCAGUAGCAGCAGCGGCGUGGGCAGCUAUCCCGCCGCGCAUUCGUCUCACUCAAGUACGUCGGCGGAUCAUCAUACCGCACUGACAAGCACACCGGAACUUGUGAGCAGCGUACUCGGUGGUGGCAGCGGCUACGGCAGCACCGGCUCCUAUGGCGUUACUGACAGUUAUAAGUAUAGAAAGCAAGGCAGCUUUGAGCAGACUAAUAAGAGUCUUGAUGAUCAACUGAAAGAGCUAGAUUCUCAGCUGCUUAGCAAGCGGGCACUUUGCUGUUUUCCAGGAUUCUCUAAUCCAGGCACUGCGUCGCGAAAAGGAAAAAUACCCAAGCCACUACCGACCGAGGAUAUGAUGCUGCUCGAGAAGCAGGGUAGAAGCUCGCAGCGGCAACGGAUGGCACCUCCGGAAAUAGGCGGCGAGCCACGUCGCGCCGGGAGUUUGCCGCCCAGCUCGUUACCACGACCGCCGAGGGCACUCAAGGCGACCAGCGCCAACUCUCGCUACUGUCGUCUGAGCGAUACGGAAACGCGCAAGAAGUCGGACCCCGGACCGGGGAUGCUGGACACGUCAUCCGUGACGGGCGGCGCGGUCAGUGGCGGCGGCGUGAAGAUGAUCCGCGACUCCUCCGGCAACUGCAGCAUUGAGUACGGUAGAUUCGACACCGGUGCCGCCGUCGCCGCGAAGGCGUCGCGCAGCAAGAAGAAGAACUCCAUGGAGAGCUUCAUGACGAACAGCUCGUUGAAGAAAUCAUCGGUCAGCUCAGAGAUGACGAGCGGCGGGGGUGGUGGCGGCGGUCAUGAGUACGAAAGGCUGCAGUCUGACACGAUCAUGAUCAGUAAUCGUAAGAAGUCGGUCGGCUGUGCGUUGGAAUCGGCGGUGCGGCACAGGGAGAUGCAGAGCCGCUCGUUCAUACCGCCGCCGUCGUCUCGCACCCGCAUAGGCGAGUAUGGUCGUCUGAGCGAUGGCGAGUCCUCGGUAGCGGCGGUGGCGGCGGUGGCAGCUGCUGUUCUCAAGGGAGGCGGUAACACCUUGAGGAAGCAGACGGGAGCGGGCGACUCGUCCCGCGGACAAAGCACCGGCAGCACCGUGAGCAGCAAGAGCGGCCGCGACUCUGGCGGCACUGCCAGCAGCGAGGCGUCCACGGCCUCCCUGCCGCCGACUAAGGCCAGGUCGAUACCGCGUCCCGGCAAUUACCGCAUUCAAUUCUGAGCGGCCUGUAUUUAUGCGCGACACCUGGACCGAGGAUCCAGUCUCGGCCGAAGGACCAAUCUCGGUCGGAACUGCCUAAGUAGCACAUGUUGAUUCAUUACGACUUUUAUAUCCGCCGGCAGUGUUAGACUUUAAAGGCACAAUCGAUUUUUUAU